CUGGAGAUUGAUCCCACCCAAUCAAUCUCCACACCUUCGUGCCUGGCAUUAGCGCCACUACCCUCACACUACGAUCCUAUCCGCAGAUCCCUAAUGACUGGGUAGCCUCGUUUCGUCCAAAUGCCGCACAGCCUUGCCACUAUGGCUACGGCGUCUUCCUCGGGAGACAGCAGUGGGCGUUCGGCAGCAGCUGUGCCCUCGAUGAUAGAUUCGCCAUCUUCCCAUCCUUUGAAAGGCACUCCCGAGGAGGCUGUGACAACUUAUGACGAUGAGCAACCUCGGUCGAAGCCAAGCAAUGGAAUCAGAGACUCGCAUUUGCGUCAGAGGCGGCCGCUUGGAGACUCGGCAUUAUCGUCUGGCUCCGAGAAAGCAAUCACGGUAGCCAACGAUAGGGAGCCGGAUCUGCCUCCAAAGCGGUCUCUGGCAUCUCGUCUGGGGCUGGUGCCGCUUCACCCACUUCUGGCCUGGAUCCGUCCUACGUUCAGCUCGUGGACGAAGAUGAAGCCCGUCCUGCGGUCCGCUAUCAUCGCCUGGAUCAUGAUGCUGUUCAUGGUGAUCAAUCCCGUGGAGAGGGAGCUGGGCCAGGCUUCCUUUCUGGUCCUUGUCUUUGCCUUCAUUCAGCCCGCCGAGAUCCCGUUGACUGGCAUACUGGAGAGAGAAUUCUUCAUGCUCCUCAUUGGUCUCAUGAGCUGGGCUUGGUCAUGUCUAGCCAUCAAGAUCGCUGAUGCCUCUCGAUCCGUCAAACUUACAGCUGCCGAGACAUCCUCGACGGUUGUAUUCACAGGCGGCUACAUCGAGGUUGGACCGAGCGUAGUGUGCGCUUUUUUCUUGGCAUUUGGCACAGCUACUUGGCUCUACUUGAAGAUACGCUUCGGACCGAGCCCAUUCCUUUUUGCAAGCAUCAUCGGAUGCAUCGCCUUGGACAUCACUCUCACCACAGCACCCUUAUUUCCUUACGCCUACUACGACCUCGGUACCGCUAUCCUUAAGCCGCUUGCGGUCAAAUCAGCGGUGACAAUCAUUGUCUCGGUCCUCUUCUUCCCGAAGAGUGUCAAUUCGCUCUUCGUUGACCGAAUCGUACUCGUUCUCAAGCCCCUCAGUGAGGCCCUCCAUUCCCAGGAAGCACAGUUCAAGACGUCGCCCCUUGAUGACGACUUUGACUUCGGCAAGACCAGGAACAUCAUCGGGAAAAGUGAGAGAGCCAUUCCACUUGUAGCAGGAGCAUCUCGGUUGCUUCUGCGCGAAUUCAGCUUUGGUCUCGCAAAUGGGCAGGACCUGGCAGACAUUGAAAGGUUGACCAAGGCUAUUGUGGCUCCAGCGAAUGGUUUCUCUCAGUACUUUACGGCCAUUCGGAACGACAUCAAAUCAUCACACUUCCCUCAGCCGAAGAGUCUCCCGGCUACAAGACCUCCGAGCCCCCAAGCUAGCCAGCCCAGUACACCCGCAGCGGAUCGGGAGAAGACCGCAUACAUUGGCGGAGACAAGCUCCAUCCAUCUAUUGGUGAAGGCGGUCAUGUCCAUUUCGGAGAGGGUGAGGUUCGCGAAGACGGAGACCACGAGCAGUCAUCUCGUCGCAGUUCUAUGACAGAUCACCAUCGUCAUGGUGCCCGCAAAGGCCAGAUCGUACACCUCGCUCCCAUCUACUCGUAUUUGCAAUCCCGAGGCAAUUCUCCCCGGUCACAAUCACCUUCGCGACAUGGCCAUGCAACGCAUCCGUCUCAACAUGCCUCUGCUGUUGGUACUUGGGCCUCUCUGCGCUUUGCUCAACUAGAGGACCGACUACACACACGCCAUGCAGACUGGAUUACAGCCGAGAUCUUCCAGUCUCUGGGCGAGUCAAGCGCUGCCUUGAUGAAGACAAACGCAGCCGCUAUCGAUCACGCAGUCAGGAUGCUGGAGACCUUCAAUAGAGCGAGGUAUCGAUUGCUUAUGGCUCGAGUGAGGGGCAAGAAGUUCAGCCUCGGGGGGCAGGCUGAGAGGCCUGUCUCAGAGGUCAUCGCAGAUGUCGAGGCAGCUCUCAUGCGCUUCAGAGAGAAAGAGAGGCUGAGUAUCGUUGAGCCUUUCAAGGGCGCGGUGCAGGGAGGUGAAGACCACGAUGGCAAGUCGCUUCCCCAUCGCUAUCUCUUCCAGGCGUGGAUCCAUCAGCACACGUCACUGGUCUUCACGGAUCGCCUGCUCCAAUUGCUUCGUCAUCUUGACAUGCUGGAGCGAGAGAGGACCAGAGGACAGCUGUGGAUGCCCUCCUGGCCAGCAUUUCUCAAAGUCGAGACUUGGAAGAGUCAAGAAGUAGGAUCUGAUGAGAGGGAUACUGCGAGUAUUCACGACGAUGAGCAUGAUGGGAACGAAGCGCACCAUGAAGGGGGAGAUACCAGGUUUCCUUCCUCUGCUGAGUGGGUAGCUGCCAUGGGUGGCGCUCGCAGAAGGGAUCCAGAUGCUCUCGAGCCAGAGGGAAGAAGGCAAGAGUGGGGCGCAAGAUUACACAAAUUCGCCCACAAGCUGGUGACGGGAAACAUGCUAUUCGCGGGAAAGUCAGCCGUCUUGACUGGCUUGCUCUCCAUACCCUUCUUCUUGAGCUCAUCGACUGGCUGGGUAUACGAGAACAAAGGCGUCUGGACUCUCAUCAUGUCCCAGUUGACCCUCUCUCGUCACAGAGGAGAUUCGGUCUUCGCUCUGUUCGGCCGAAUCGUCAGCACCGUCUCAGGAGCGGCUGUGGGUCUGGUAGUCUGGUACAUGUCAGACGGAGCUCGGACAGCAAACCCCUAUGGUAUCAUGGUCGUUUGGAGCGUCUUUGCGGUACUCUUGAUGGCUGUGAGGAUCUACUACCCCGGUCCUCCCAUCGUGGCCAUUAUUGCCGUGAUCACGACUUCGCUGGUCGUCGGCUAUUCGUGGAAGGAUCAGUACAAUCCCGUCUUCGGAGCACCGGGAACGGGCUGGGACGUCGCGUGGAGGCGGUUCGUAGAGGUCCUGUUGGGAUCUUCGGCAGCGGUGAUCUGGAGCUUCCUGCCUCCUACAUCAACGCUGAGGCAGUACCUUCGUCGAGCACACGCUGCGAGCAUCCAUCGCUCGGGGCUGCUGCACUGCCGCCUGCUGGCUUUCACUUCGCAGAAUCACGCCGACGAAGGGUACGAUCAGGCGAAGGAAGUCGAUCCUCUGGAGCUUUCCGCGUCGCUGAUUUCGCAUCGCCAGAAGCUCAGGCGACUCGAUGCGCUCAAGGUCAACGUCUCGUGGGAGACGUCUCUGAGGGGUGGAUGGCCCAAGGAGAGGUACCAACAGCUGUUUGAAGUCCAGCUCGAGCUGGCCAAGUUGCUUUCGGCUGCUGUGGUCGUCUCACAGCGCCUAGGCCAAGCCUAUUCCAAGGCUUUGCUGAGGCGGACCAGGUUCGCAGACGAGAGAUUUACCGCAGACGUUAUGUCGGUGUAUUCUCUCUGCUCUUCAGCGCUGCGUACAGCUCAACCACUCCCACAGCUCACCCCGAUCCUCUUUUCGCGCUACAUCUCCGAUGCCGGCUUCUCCUUUGAUCCCCGUCAGACGCACCAUGCGUACCUACACCCGAGUCUACUGCAUCAAGGCGAAGACGACCAUGAUCAGGAUACGGAUGACCUGCCAGGCCUGCCGAAGAUGCUCACAGCCGAGGUGCUAGAGAGCGAGGAGUACCUCACCUUUGCCGUGGGCGUGAGCACCCUCAGCGGCAUUGUGCUCAACCUCGACGCGCUGCUACUGGCAGUCAAGGAGCUCGUGGGCGAGUGCUAUUCUCUGCCGGGGAGGAUCUACGUCAAGAGCGCAAUGGGAAGCGCAGAAGCUCACCGCGAGGUCACCAAGCAGGGUAUGGAGAGUUACAUGAAUGAGAAGCUAGGUGGGAGGAAGCAGGCUCGCAGCGGCCGCUGGCGAGGUGGAGCGGGCGGUGAGAACGAACGUCAGGGGCAAUCGCGGGCCGGAAUGACGACGCCCUAAGGAGCGGUGUGGGCGUGUGUAUGCUUCGCAUUUCAAAUGUACUAUAUCGUAGAUCGUGUAGUGUAGACUUUCUUGAUCGCAGGACGCGAGGACCGCAAAAAAUGGAGCGCGGGCCUGAACCGGAUU
Molecule: messenger RNA, 4077 nt
Organism: Microstroma glucosiphilum
Lineage: Eukaryota; Fungi; Basidiomycota; Exobasidiomycetes; Microstromatales; Microstromataceae
Exons: 2
Coding region: 142-3951 (1269 amino acids)
Source: RefSeq, a predicted model, not a curated record